Lethenteron reissneri (Far Eastern brook lamprey) is the source of this 2125-nucleotide messenger RNA. RefSeq lists its product as uncharacterized. The record is from RefSeq and is a predicted model, not a curated record. Gene Ontology annotation, molecular function: corticotropin hormone receptor binding; type 3 melanocortin receptor binding; signaling receptor regulator activity. Gene Ontology annotation, cellular component: endoplasmic reticulum; plasma membrane. Gene Ontology annotation, biological process: protein localization to plasma membrane; regulation of adenylate cyclase-activating G protein-coupled receptor signaling pathway. Lineage: Eukaryota; Metazoa; Chordata; Hyperoartia; Petromyzontiformes; Petromyzontidae.
CCACGCGCGCUGACCGGCGCGGUGAGCUCCCUCGGAGUGGGGACAACUAUGCCAGGAAACCGGCCUUCCAACGCCAGCUACCCGCACCAGGACGAGUCUCUGGAGUACGAGUACUACUACGAAUACGAUGAGAUUUCCUUCGACGACCUCACGGUGAACAGAUAUUCCAUCGUCAUCGGGUUUUGGAGUGGACUCACACUGCUCAUCUGCCUCCUCUUCAUCAUCUCGUCGCUGCUCUUCCGUCUCGGCACGCGCAGUGGGAGCAGGCACAACAGCUGGCGGAGGCGGUCGAGCAGCGUGAAGAGCCUGCACAUGGAGGUGAGCACGCUGAGCGACCAGGCCGAGGGCAGCUCCGGCACCGACGCCGACAACCUCAUCACCUACGCGACGUGCGGCAACAACGGUGGCGGCGGCGGCGGCGGCAACACCGGGCGCCCCUCUGAGCUCCGGAGCCCUCUGGCUGUGGCGACUCAUGGCACGACAUCGCCUCCACCGCCGCCGUCUCGGGCGGCCUGCACGGGACCCGUGGUUCGCAUCGACAUGCCAGACGACAGAGACGACGCGACGGCGACGCGAGUCCUCAUGAACCAGCAGCUGCCUGCAUCAUCAUCAUCAUCGCCGCAGCAACAGCAGCAACAGCAGCAACAGCAGCAGCAGGCGUUCCUCUUCGCGCCGUGCCCUAAUGGUGGAGACGCACGCUUAUCGCAUUCGACGGCAGACACUAAGGGCUGCGCCAGUCUCGCGCCUCCAGGCCGUAGAUCCUCUCUGUCGGUCACGUUCAGUGGAGACCUGUAAAGACCUGUGGAGACCUGCCCCUGGGGGUUUGCGAGUGAUUCGCCCACGGGUAGCAUGACUGUAAUUGAUAACCCCCCACCACCCCCUUUGUGUGGGGAUACACUCAAAACAUUCUCUCGGUAGCCCCUGCACCAGUGGGCGAAGCUGUCGAGCAUGCAGGCGGUGCAACUGCACUGAGGCCCACUGGCCAGAGGGGGCCCCAUGCGCCAAAUGGGGCCCCAGGUGCCGGAGGGGGCCACCAGGUGCCGGAGGGAGCCCCAGGCGCAAGAGGGGGCCCUCUUACGCCAGGCUCCGAAGAGGGGAGAAGACAAGGAGGGAGAAGCACAUUUCAUUCCUCGCAACAAGGCCCAUGCGGGCCAUGCUACUCUGUGGCAGUGCUCUGGAUGUGUAAGCACGGUUGCCCAGAGCACGCUUGUCUGGAGAAGGGCGCUGCCACGUGAAACGGACUUGACUUGGUCGCAGAAGCCUGUCGGCCGGCCCUUUGCUCGAUACGAACAGCUUCAGUUUGCAUGUGAUGUUCGUUUGAAUGCAGAUUGAGUUUAUUUUUUACAUUUUGAAGUGAGGUUUUGUAUUUCGUGUAAGAGGAACUAUUGGUUUACUUUAGACCGUCGGUAGUAACAUGACAAGCGUAAUUUAUGAAGUGUAGGCUGUUCAUUGAGGUACACGUGUUGUGGGUGAACGAAAAUGAGUGAAAGGAUGGACAGCAUGUGUGAUGCGUUUUGAUAACGUCCGAUGAGGUUGGAAGAGGUGCGAUGAGGUGUGACGAGGUGUCAUGAGGUUAGGUGAGGGCUUGCUGAACAUAACAAGGUAACUGGUAUUUGCCAAACAUCGAAAUAUAAACAUUACCUGCAAAUUACUCGAUCGAGAUGCACAAAGCAACAUGGCCCCCUAUUGCUAAAACUUGGCCGGACCGUCCAGAAGAAUUAAACAGUUUAUUGAGACUCGGUGAGGCUUUCUCAGGUAAACGAGCGCAAUGAUAAAUAAUCCAGUCGUGCAGUGAAGUGUGAACAGUGGGUGGAGAGGCAGUACCCAUUGUGCUUCGUGUACCGUGAUGCUAGUUUACAGGCCUAUGCUAUGUUACAGGCCUUUGCCAUCCCACUGCUGGAUGAAGGUCUCCCCAGGUCGGUAAUGGUGGGAGGCUUUGAUCACGCAUUGGAACCUCCCCAGCCAGCCACACUCCUGGUACGCUGAGCUGAAAAGUCUGGCUCGCCGCUAAUACAGUGCAAAGCUUAUGUAAUGCAUCUCGAGCAACCCUCUAAAUGAUACCUAACAAUUAACAACACUAAUAGAAUACAUAAAACAUAUUUUUGAUACAUUUACUAUACCCUGA